UCUCUUUACAUCUCUCUCUCUCUCUCUCUCUCUCUCUCUGUCUUUCCCCCAUGGCACUGCCUUUCUGUCUCAGCCACAUUUUAUUGACUUGCUAAUUGCCUGAGACUCUCAUUGUGGAGCGAGGGAUGUUGUCAUAGGAGGAGGAGAAGAGAGGAGGUGCACCACCAUUAAGGAGGGAGGUCUAACGGAUGCUACUGCUGCCGCCACAGCUCGCUUUCUUGUCAUUUACGGAGGUCCAUCCCCCUUUCUCUCUCUCUCUGCCUCUGCCUCUCUUUGCUGUGUGAGGGGGGGAAUAACAACAGCUGUUUUCUCAUUGAUCUGCACAGCAGUGGCACCCAAGACGUGAGCCCGUCGCGUGAGCUCGUCGCUCCCCCACGCGUCGCCCCGCACUGACGGAACGAGAGGGAUGCACACGCCGUCACAUGCAGCGCUACACGUGAACGAUUUCCUUAAUGAAUGCCUUUUUUUUUUCAUCCAACCUUCACGCCUCUCUCUCUUUCUGUCUCUCCCCUCGCUCUCUCUCUCCCUUUUCUCUCUCUCUCUCUCUCUCUCUCGCUCGCUCUCACGCGCACGCUUCUCAUACUGAGAGCGUUACUCAGCUCUGAAGCGGACGAUUACCUCGCUCUCUCUCUCUCUGCUGUCCUCUACGUCUGCCCUUUUCCCCUGACAACAGCGCAGAUUCAUUCAGCGCUUGGAUUACAGUGCAGCCAGGAGGGAAGCCAAGACGCCAGGAACCAGGAAUCAAGUACUCGGCACUGUGUGGCAAACGCACCUCGCUCGACGCCUAAGCGUUCCUGGAAAUAUCCUAUCCUGGAUAUUCUUGUUUCUGCAGCAGGAAUUUCAGCCUGAGCUUUCGGGAAUAACGUCAGGGACUGAGCGAGCGAGAGAGACGGAGAGCCCUCCCGGCGACACGACCACCACCACGGUGACCGGAGAGUGCCAGACACAGACGGGGGCUCGUGUGUGAUUUUAUUCCGUGAAGAAGGGGACGAUCGGCGCAUGAAUGGAGAGCUAUGCUCCAGUGUCUCGCGUGUUUCCAGUUGCAUAAUGCUGGAGUCUAGACCAUAGCCCUCCCACCAUCCGCCCCCCCACCCCACGAGCAGCCCGUGAGUCUGUGACCCUCUACCUCCCCACACCCCACACCACCCCCACCCCCCACCACAGAUAGAGGCGAUGGCAGGACGGGACGCCAGGCAUCAGUGGAGAGCGAGAGGGAGCGGAAAAAGGAUCGGCCGUGAGUGAGCGAGUGUGUGUGUGUGUAUGUGUGUAAGGGUGUGCGUGUGUGUGUGAAUGCAUGUAUGUGCAUGUGAGGAGGACUGAGACAUUCUGUCAACUGUGAAGAGGAGCACAGACCAGGACACAAAGAGAGCGUCUCGCCAACUGACAUGUCGAGGACAACAUUCCAGUGGAUGGGUUUGUGACGGGCCCCUCCUGAGGUUUGGAGCCUGACAACUGAAACCGUUAUCACAGCCGAUUCAUUCCUGUCUAAUUCUACCUGUGACUUCAGCCUGCUUUGGCCUCAGGUGUAGUAUUCUUCUUGCCCGUGGUAGAACCUCAUCGAGGUUGGGGGAACAUCUGGGCCGGUGGAACCAGCGGCCUCUUAGGGUUCUGCUCUGGUUCAGCGAUACUGCUCGGCAAUUUGGCUACAGUGGACCAAACAAGGACCCCCAUCACUCUGUGUCUAUCUAACUGUCUAUCUCUCUCUCUCCCCAUCUUGCUAACAAGUGUCGCUCUGUUCACAUAGCAGAGGCACUUUCCUGGACCUUUUCUCUCCCUCUUUCUCUCUGUGUGCGUCGUUUCUCUCUUUCUCCGUGUCUGCCUUUGUGUCUCUCCGUCGCCCACAUGAGUCGAUCAGGGACCCUGCAGCGACGCACCACCUACCUCAUCUCCCUCACACUCGUCAAGGUCGAGGCCGUCGGCGGCACCGAGGGCGAUGGGUCUCUCCCGGAGAAGGCCGCGACCCUGGCUCUGCCCCCGGCCCCGAGCCCCCUGCCCCUCGGCCCGGGUCAGGACCUGAGGGGGCAGGAUGGUGAGGAUGAGGAAGACGAGGAGGAGGAAGAGGAGGAGGAGGAGGAAGAGGAGGCGAUGGAGGAGCGCGUGGCUCAGCCGGAGAAGCAGGAGGUGGAGGUGCAGGAAAAGGAACGGCUGAAGGAGAAGGAGGCCGUGGAGGUGGAGAUGAGAGCCAGCUGGGCGGUCAGGGAGAAGAGGAGGCCCGAGAGCAGCGAUGGGCGGCCGCCCAGAACGCCCGUCCCGAAACCACGUGACAAGACCGUGCCGCUGGUGCCCGUGAAGGACAAGGCGGGCAUGGAGCUGCUGGGCAGCCCGGGGAUGAUGACCCUGGAUCGGGAGCGGGAGCGCCGGGAUGAUGCGGCCAAGAUCGACCUCUACCGGGAGGUCUUCCCACCGCCACACCGUGGCGUCCCCGAGUGGAUUGACCACGGCUCCAACGGCACACCGAGCCGGGCCAGUCUGACAGGGCGGCCGAGCCAGCGGCCCGAGGCCCUGCUGCGCUCGCACGCCGCCGCUGUCGCCACGGUGAGCCGGCGGGAGCUGCGUGAGGCCAGCCAGAGCGUGCCGCCGUCGGCCAAGAGCCUGGACCGCAAGGCACGCGAGCGCUCGCCGCCCACCACCAUCACCAUGACCAUGGGGCCGUACCGCGCCUCCUGGUCCGAGAGCGAGGGCCGGGGAAUGUUCCAGCGCAUGAGCGGCGUCGGUGUCGGCGGCGUGGGCCCGAUGGGCGUCUCCGCAGCGACGCUGGCCCGGGAGAGCCCGCGCUCGGACCGGCUGAAGGCGGGCUCCACGUCGCUGCCGGCCCCCGCCACGCAGGCGCAGCCCGCCAAGCCCCAGCGCAAGGGCAAGAGCCGCACGCUGGACAACAGCGACCUGCACUCGCUGUCCGAAGACCUGCGGCGGGGAAAGGAGGCCCAGAGGGGGGGUGGUGUCGGCGGGGCGGCGGCUCAGGGACAGGCCCCGGCCCGCGACCGCAAGAUGCUCAAGUUCAUCAGUGGCAUCUUCACCAAGAGCACGCCGGCGCCACCUACGGCCGCCACGCUGCCCCCCACGCCCACACCCCUCUACAGCUCCAUGCAGAGGGGCUCCAGCGAGGAGGACGCAGCGUGUGCCAACAGUCAGGAAUGGAUUUUGAGCCGUGCCAUCCAAGAGCUCCGUCUGGGGGUUCUGGGUAGUCUGCAGAGUGGGAAGUCGGCGCUGGUGCACCGCUACAUGACUGGCAGCUACCUGCCUCUGGAGAGCCCCGAGGGGGGCCGUUUUAAGAAGGAAGUGCUGGUGGACGGACAGAGUCACCUGCUGCUCAUUAGAGAAGAACCAGGCCUGCCAGAUGCUCAAUUCUGCAGCUGGGUAGAUGGCGUGAUCCUGGUCUUCAGCUUGGAGAACGAGUCCAGCUUCCAGGAGGUCUACAACAACUACAGCCAGCUGUCCACCCACCGAAAUGUAGCAGAGGUCCCCUUCAUAGUAGUGGGCACUCAAGAUAAGAUCAGCAGCUCCAACCCGCGAGUCAUAGAAGACGCCAGGGCCCGGCAGCUAUGCUCCGAUGUCAGGCGCUGUUCCUACUUUGAGACGUGCGCCACCUACGGGCUCAACGUCAACCGCGUCUUCACGGAAGCUGCUCAGAAGAUUGUGACCGUGAAAAGGCAGGCCGCUCUGUUUGCGUCCUGCAAAUCUCUCCCCAACUCCCCGAGUCACUCCGGCGGAUCAACCCCAGUGUCAGGAGCCUUCCCUGGGCAGGCAAGUAAUGGGGGUCAGAGCAGUGACUACUCCUCAUCUCUGCCUUCUACUCCGGUCAAUAGUCACAAGGAGAUUGUUGCGUCGGGGGCAGAGAAGUUUGGCAGCGCCACCCCAGGGACCCUCAGGAGUGGCCCACGCCGCCGCACGGCCAGAUUUCCGGGUCGCCAUGGAAGCGAUGAGAGGAGGAGUGUAGAUAGUAAAUGGGAUUUUGGCAGUGGAAGGGCAAUCCCCAUCAAACAGAGUGUUCUACUGAAACGCAGUGGAAGCUCAAUCAACAAGGAAUGGAAGAAGAAGUAUGUCACCCUGUCCAGUGACGGGGUGCUGUCCUACCACUCUAGUGUCAAUGAGUACAUGCAGAACGUCCACGGGAAGGAGAUGGACCUGCUGCGAGUGACUGUGAAGAUUCCAGGGAAGCGUCCACCUCGAGCCGUCUCGUCUGGGGGUCCCCCUGCUGGACAGAACGGCCUGGUAAAGGACGCCCCAGGAUCAGAGGGAUCAGGAGCAGUGCCUACAUAUCCCUGCGGCCUCCUGACUGUGGAUGAGGGCGGACGGACCCUGGGAAACAGGGGGGUGCAGCGCAACCCCUCCACACUCUCCAGUAAGGCUCAGAGUAUGGACUCUUCUGUAGAGGGCGUAUCCAGCCCCACAUCUGGCAAAGAGCCUGGCCCCUCCUCCCCGAUGAUUGACAGGAAGAAGACAAGGAGGAAGAAGAGCAUGAACCAGAAAGGGGAAGCAGCGUCCGGGCAAGCUGAGGCCAAGCGCAAAAUGUGGAAGCUAAAAAGCUUUGGUAGCUUGAGAAACAUAAAUAAGACAGACGAGGACAACUUUGACUUCAUGGUGGUGUCCAGCACAGGGCAGACGUGGCACUUCGAGGCCCCCAGUCUGGAGGAGCGUGAUGCCUGGGUCCAGGCCAUCGAGAGCCAGAUCCUGGCCAGCCUGCAGUCAUGUGAGAGCAGCAGGAACAAGACUCGGAGAAACAGCCAGAGUGAGGCGGUGGCGAUUCAAGCCAUCCGCAAUGCCAAAGGCAACAGCUUCUGUGUUGACUGUGACGCACCCAACCCCACGUGGGCGAGCCUGAACCUGGGCGCCCUCAUCUGUAUCGAGUGCUCGGGCAUCCACCGCAACCUGGGCACACACCUGUCACGUGUGCGCUCCUUGGACCUGGACGACUGGCCCCACGAGCUCACGCUUGUGCUCAGCGCUAUUGGCAACCACCUGGCCAAUAGCAUCUGGGAGGCGUGCACACAGGGCUGCCACAAGCCCACGCCGGACGCCUCGCGAGAGGAGCGUGAGUCGUGGAUACGGGCCAAAUAUGAGCAGCGCAUGUUCGUGGCGCCACUGACCGGUGUCGCCGAGGGAUUGGACGGUACGCUGUCGGCCCGCCUCCUGCGGGCGGUGACGGACAGGGACCUGCCCCGCCUACUCCUGCUGCUCGCCCACAGCUCCAAGGAGGAGAUCAACGCGCCGGGCGCCGUGGUGACUCACCAUAGCAACGGCAGCACCCAGCAGUCCCGCACCGCCCUCCACGCAGCGUGUCAGCUGGCAGACGUUGUCAUGACGCAGCUGCUCGUUUGGUAUGGCAGUGACGUGAGGUGCCGUGAUCCUCAGGGUCAGACUGCCCUCUCGUUGGCCCGCCGUGCCGGCAGCCAGGAGUGUGCGGACAUACUGGUGCAGUACGGCUGCCCCAUCGAGAGCAGCACCACACCCUGCACCACCCCGACCGGCGCCUCCCUGGGCUCCCCCUGCUCCUCCGGCGCACCACUCCCCAGCGGGAGCGCCAUGGCUGGUGGUGCUGGUGGUGCUGGUGGUGCUGGUGCCACCCCCACCCUCUCAAGCAAAACCAGCGCAGCCACCGCCACCACCCUGAGUAGGAGCAGCUCCCGAAGAGCCGUGUCCUAACUGCACUCAGUCGUGUGUGUGUGUGUGUGUGUGUGUG
Alosa sapidissima (American shad) is the source of this 5680-nucleotide messenger RNA. Its product is annotated as arf-GAP with GTPase, ANK repeat and PH domain-containing protein 1-like. Gene Ontology annotation, cellular component: nucleus. The record is from RefSeq and is a predicted model, not a curated record. The transcript is spliced from 19 exons. Gene Ontology annotation, molecular function: protein binding; GTPase activity; GTPase activator activity. NCBI's taxonomy places the organism in Eukaryota, Metazoa, Chordata, Actinopteri, Clupeiformes, Clupeidae. The coding region runs from base 1843 to 5643 and encodes 1266 amino acids.